Messenger RNA from Microtus ochrogaster (prairie vole), 2194 nucleotides. It is a transcript of the gene Dohh, whose product is annotated as deoxyhypusine hydroxylase. The record is from RefSeq and is a predicted model, not a curated record. NCBI's taxonomy places the organism in Eukaryota, Metazoa, Chordata, Mammalia, Rodentia, Cricetidae. Gene Ontology annotation, molecular function: deoxyhypusine monooxygenase activity. Gene Ontology annotation, biological process: peptidyl-hypusine biosynthetic process. The transcript is spliced from 5 exons. The coding region runs from base 631 to 1749 and encodes 372 amino acids.
CGCCGGAAGUGCCUCCGGGGGACACUUCGCCGCCCGACACGGGGCCUCCCGUAACCCAGGGUGGCCUCCCCGCCGCGGCAGCCCGGCUGUCCUGGGUGCCGGGGUGUGAGCAGCGGCUUCGUGCCGCCGGGCCCGUGCAGCUCCCGUUUUUGGAAGCAGGAUCUGGGACCGGCCAUCCUCCUGCUUCAGCGUCUCCAGUGAGGUGCUGGGCGUCCCUGCUGGGCAGCCAUGUCUCCCUCAUUAAACCCGUGGGCAGCUGGAUGACAUCAGAGCCCAGGAGGGCCUUCCAGCUGGGCACAGCUUGUCAGUCCUGUUUGGGACGCGUCCACCAGGGUCUUUGCAGAGCGCCCUUCUCAUAGCUGUAGAUGUCUGCUUCCGGGUUAAUUCACCCAUGUUUAGAGAGUGUCUGUGAGCCGGGGGUGUGGUUCUGCGCCUGUCAGGCCGCGCAGGGGGCGCGGAGGGGAGGAGUGAAGUGUGAAAUGUAUCGCACGGGCUUCGGCGACUGUGGAGGAUUCUAAAGUGAAGUCGUGGGAGGAUCAGCCAGGCAGCCGUGAGAUCCAGUUUCCCGAUCUGCCAUCCAAGCUGUCCUGAAGGGGGUCUGUUUUCAGUUCGGGGUUUGAGUCCCUGGAGAUGGGGGUCACUGGAGGUCAUCCUCCAGGACCAGGUCCCCGGGGCCUGGCUUCCAUCCGUUCCUCCUCCUGUGGGCAUCGUGUGGAGCCUGUGACAUGGGAGAAGCCGUGCGAGCCAGCGGGCUUCUGCGUGAGGCCACCUCCUGUGACGGAAAUGGCCGAACAGCGCCAGGACUCUUAUUUUCUUCCUUGGUUGCCGGAGGCCGUCGCCAUGGUGACGGAGCAGGAGGUGGAGGCGAUAGGGAAGACCCUGGUGGACCCCAAGGAGCCUCUGCAGGCCCGUUUCCGGGCCCUGUUCACGCUGCGGGGGCUCGGGGGCCCGCACGCUAUCGCCUGGAUCAGCCGGGCCUUCGAGGACAGCUCUGCCCUGCUGAAGCACGAGCUGGCCUACUGCCUGGGCCAGAUGCAGGACUCGCGCGCCAUCCCAGUGCUGGUGGACGUGCUGCGCGACAGGAGCCAGGAGCCCAUGGUGCGACACGAGGCGGGGGAAGCUCUGGGGGCAAUCGGUAACCCGGAAGUUCUAGACCUCCUCAAGCAGUAUUCUACGGACCCAGUGGUUGAGGUGGCUGAGACGUGCCAGCUGGCUGUCGGGCGUUUGGAGUGGUUGCAGCAGCACCCUGGGGAGGCCGGGAGUGCAGGACCCUAUCUCUCCGUGGACCCGGCACCCCCUGCAGCCGAGCAGGAUGUGGGACGGCUGCGGGAGGCCCUGCUGGACGAGGCGCUGCCACUCUUUGAGCGGUACCGCGCCAUGUUUGCCCUGCGCAACGUGGGUGGCAAGGAGGCGGCUUUGGCCCUGGCUGAAGGUCUGCGCUGCGGCAGCGCUCUCUUCCGCCAUGAGGUGGGCUACGUGCUGGGCCAGCUGCAGCACGAGGCGGCCGUGGGCGAGCUGGCGGCCACCCUGGCACGGACCAACGAGAGCGCCAUGGUGCGACACGAAUGCGCAGAGGCCCUGGGUGCCAUCGCCAGGCCCGCCUGCCUGGCCGCACUGCGGGAGCACAUCACCGACGCCGAGCGUGUGGUGCGGGAAAGCUGCGAGGUAGCGCUGGACAUGUACGAGCACGAGUGCGGCCUGGACUUCCAGUAUGCAAACGGGCUGGAGCGCCUGCGGCCGCCGCUCUAACCUGGCAGCACCCGGCACCGCCUAGGACUACCCAGGACUCUGCCGUGUGAUAUCCCGCAGUGGGCAGGGUUCUGCGGGCCGUGCCCUGUGUGUGGGACUCUUCCAGCAGCGCCCACUAUCCAGACUUGGGGGCCAGUCAGCUGUACCGCCUUGAUUCCCAUCCUCCACAGCUGCCUCUCUGGAUGCUGGUGCACAGUGCUUCCUCCUGGAGCUGUCUGGCUAUAAUUUUAUUCCCUCCAGACGGGCGCACUGCAGUGUGGGAGCUUCCGGAUACCAGGGAAUGGUCAGGUUUGAGAUACCGGGGAAGGUUGUGGGGUCUCAGGUCGGUGAAUACUUACGACUUCGUGGGGUUAGGGGCAGUGCAUGGGUGCCUCAUGUCUGGGCCAUCAGGGGGCACAAGCCGACUCCAGGACGAUGCACAAUAAAAUAAGUUAUUUUUGACAAA